This is a messenger RNA of Arachis ipaensis, 801 nucleotides long. RefSeq lists its product as uncharacterized. Lineage: Eukaryota; Viridiplantae; Streptophyta; Magnoliopsida; Fabales; Fabaceae. The record is from RefSeq and is a predicted model, not a curated record.
AUGAAGAAUAAGGAGCAAGUUGAAAAGUCCAUAGAGGCGGGGGAGAAGAAAGAAAAGGGCAUUGUCGGUGCACUAACUAAGGCUCAAAAGGAGAAAGAAACAGUGAGACCGUAUGAGCCAAGAAUCCCAUUCCCUCAAAGACUUAAGGAACAUAACAAGGAAAAGCAAUACUCCAAAUUCUUGGAGGUGUUUAGGAAGCUUCAAAUCAACAUUCCCUUCAUAGAGGCCUUGGAGCAAAUGCUUCUCUACACUAAAUUCAUAAAGGAGUUGCUAUGCAAGAAGAAGACUUUGAGGGAAAAUGAGACAGUGGUGAUGACCAAGGAGUAUAGUACAAUUAUCCAAAGGAAUUUGCCAAAGAAGACGAAAGAUCCUGGAAAUUUCCAAAUUUCUUGCACCAUUGGAAAUACACUCUUUGAGAAAGCAUUAUGUAAUAUGGGAGCAAGCAUCAAUCUGAUGCCCUUAUUCAUCAUGAAGAAGCUACAAAUCAAAGAAGUAAAACCAACAAGGAUAGGUCUACAAAUGGCAGAUAAAUCAACGAAGUAUGCACAUGGAGUAGUUGAGAAUAUCUUGGUCAAGGUAGAAAAGUUUUUUCUCCUAGUGGAUUUUAUGAUCCUUGACAUGGAGAAGGAUGAGAAUGCAUCUAACAUUCUAGGAAGACCAUUCCUAGCCAUUAGAAGAGUCCUCAUUGAUGUAGAAAAAGGACAUGGGUUUUGUCCUGCUUGCAUCACUGAUGAGACACCUGCACCUGGUAGGGAUGUUGGUUUUGUCCUGUUUGCUCAGUGCUGCGGUGGAGAUAUAUAA